Messenger RNA from Phaethon lepturus (White-tailed tropicbird), 711 nucleotides. RefSeq names its product acrosin-like. The transcript has 4 exons. Lineage: Eukaryota; Metazoa; Chordata; Aves; Phaethontiformes; Phaethontidae. The record is from RefSeq and is a predicted model, not a curated record. Gene Ontology annotation, biological process: proteolysis; acrosome reaction. Gene Ontology annotation, molecular function: serine-type endopeptidase activity. The annotation marks the transcript as partial.
GGUGGCAGAGAUGCCCAGCCAGGGGCCUGGCCGUGGAUUGUCAGCAUCCAGGAUCCCUGGAAAGUAGGCACGGGACAUAUAUGCGGAGGGUCCCUCAUCAGCUCACAGUGGGUCGUCACAGCAGCCCACUGCUUCAUCGAGGCCAGGCACAUCACGAUGUGGCGUGUGGUGAUUGGGGCCACCCAGUUGACUCAGCUGGGCCCCGAGGCCCAAGUGCGCACCAUUAAGCGGCUACUGGUUCACGAACGCUAUAGUAAUAUCUCGGAGAGGAACGACAUUGCGUUGCUGGAAUUGGACCAGCCUGUCCAGUGCAGCUACUACAUACAGCUUGCCUGUGUGCCCGAUGCCUCGCUGAGAGUGUCAGAGCUGACAACCUGCUACGUCAGUGGUUGGGGUUCCACGACUGCCAGAUCUGGAGGAUCAACUGAUGUCCUGCAGGAGGCCAAGGUCCCCCUCAUUGAUGUCAACCUCUGUAACAGCAGCCGGUGGUAUAGGGGAGCCAUCCACACCCACAACUUGUGCGCUGGCUAUCCGCAGGGUGGCAUCGACACCUGCCAGGGUGACAGUGGUGGUCCUCUUGUGUGCAAAGAUAACAAUGCUGACUACUUCUGGCUUGUUGGAGUGACCAGCUGGGGGAAAGGCUGUGCGAGAGCAAAACGGCCCGGAGUCUACACCUCCACUCAGCACUUUUACGACUGGAUCCUAGUACAG